AUGUCAGCCGAUACAUUACCAACAACCGAUAUGGUUGUUAAAGAUGAGUUAAAUUCUUCAAUAACAAAUAAUCAACCAACAGAAUCAUUAAUGAAUGGUAUUCUACAUUCGGAUAAUACUAAGGAUGUUAAUGAAAGUUCAACGGAAGGACAAAAUGAAGCAAUACAAAAUACUUAUGAUAGUAAUGAACAAACAUCAUCGAAUAAAAAUGAGUUAGAACCAGAAGCACUACGAAAAGUUUUUAUUGGUGGUUUAUCUUAUAAAACAGAAGAUCAAACUUUUCGUGAUUAUUUUUCAAAAUUUGGAGAUAUUGAUGAUUGUAUCAUAAUGCGUGAUCGUGAAAAUCGUUCUCGAGGUUUUGGUUUUGUUACUUAUUUAUCAUCAACAAUGGUUGAUAAAUUAAUGGCUGCUCGUCCACAUGUACUUGAUUCACGUGAAAUCGAACCAAAACGAGCUAUACCAAAAGAAGAAAGUGGUAAACCAGAAUCAUCUUUAAGUGCUAAAAAAUUAUUUGUUGGUGGCAUUCGAGAAGGAACUAUUAAUGAAGAUGAUCUUAAAGAAUAUUUUUCAAAAUAUGGUCAUAUUAUUCAAACUGUUAUAAUGAAAACAAAUGAAGGAAAAUUUCGUGGUUUUGGAUUUGUUGAAUUUAAUGAUUAUGAUCCGGUAGAUAAAAUUGUACUUGAAAAACAUCAUGUUAUUAAAGGAAAUCCAGUUAAUGUCGAAAAAGCUUUGCCUAAAGAACAAACAAAUCGAGGUCGUAUAUCACAAUCACAAUAUGGUGGUCAAAGUGGCAGCGGUGGUGGUAUGCGUGGAUCAUCAUCAAGAAUGAGUGGUGGUAAUGGUGCCGGUGGUGGAUGGGGACCAAUGGGUGGUGGAUCGAAUUUUGCUGGUGUUGGUGGCGGUUAUCGAUCAGUUGGUGGUGGUUAUGGAGCCGGUGGUGAUUAUGGUACUAGAUCAGCACCCUAUGGUGGUGGCUAUGGUGGUGAUAUGGGUAGUGGUGGUAUGGUAGGUUAUGGCGGAUCGGCACCUAUGGGCGGAAACGAUUAUGGGAUGGGUGGAUCAGGUCGAGGAAAUUACAAUGAUAGUUUUGGUACAUGUAACCAACCAUCCGGGUUUGGUUUUGGUGACAAUUAUGGUUCAUCAUCGGGUGGUCCUAUGCGACGAGGAGGUGGUGGACGUGGUGGCGGUGCUCCUUAUAACCGUGGUGGUGGUCGUGGUGGAUUUCGUGGCCGCAAUCAACAAUAA
Messenger RNA from Rotaria sp. Silwood2, 1245 nucleotides. The record is from the annotation of a GenBank genome assembly. Lineage: Eukaryota; Metazoa; Rotifera; Eurotatoria; Philodinida; Philodinidae.